AUGACACUUGAUAGUUCUAUUCCGAUAGUGAGGGACGCAGAAGUGAAAUUGACUCAAAUAGGUGGAGCUCAAGGAAAAACGGUUAAAUCAAAAGUAGAAACUGUGUUGGGUAAAAAUGAGGGUUUACCUGUAGAUUUAACAUUAAAUGACUUGGUAUUUUUUAAAUAUGCCCCAAUUACAUCAGUGGAUGUGGAACGGUCGUUUUCAAUUUAUAAAAAUAUGCUAACCAACAAUCGCCGUGCACUUAAAUUUGAUAAUAUCAGAAAAUGUUUUAUUGUACAGUCAAACUUUACAGGAGAAGACGAAGAAGAUGAAACCAUGCACAGUAAUAUAAACUAA
Messenger RNA from Aphis gossypii (cotton aphid), 339 nucleotides. RefSeq lists its product as uncharacterized. NCBI's taxonomy places the organism in Eukaryota, Metazoa, Arthropoda, Insecta, Hemiptera, Aphididae. The transcript has 2 exons. Gene Ontology annotation, molecular function: protein dimerization activity. The coding region runs from base 1 to 339 and encodes 112 amino acids. The record is from RefSeq and is a predicted model, not a curated record.